CCCGAAUGGAAAGUCAUUACUGCCGGUCUGAAUCAAAGAUGGAAUAUAUAGAAGGAGGGAAAACUGUGAGAGACCUUCAUCGAGAUUAUGUGGAGUUAUGUGAAGAAGUGAAGAAACCACAUGUCAAUUACCUGAUGUAUUAUAAGAUUUUCAAGGAGGAGUUUAAUAUCCCCUUUUUCGUUCCCAAAAAAGACGCUUGUGACUAUUGUGAAGGUUUUCGAAAUUGCACAGAAGAAGAGAAACAAAACCUGCUGGAAGACUAUAGCAAACACAUACAAGAGAAAGAUCUAGCAAGAAUUGAGAAGUCAACUGACAAGGAAUCACCCAAUGCUGUCGUGGCAGUAUACGAUUUACAAGCAGCUCUUCCAUGCCCGCAAGGUGAUUCCUCUUCAUUUUAUUAUGUAUCAAAAUUGAACGUUUACAAUCUAUCAAUUUAUGAAUUGAAAACGACUGACGCUUUCUGCUACAUGUGGCAUGAAGGUCUUGCAAACAGGGGGGCCAUUGAAAUAGGUUCCUGCGUUUGGUCCUAUUUGCAAACUUGUAACGAAAAAGCGACUGGAAAAAUAGAUAUUAUUUUCUACUCAGAUAAUUGUGUGGGGCGAAACAAAAAUCGGUAUAUUUUUGCUUUGUAUAUCAAUGCUGUUUCAGUUUUCGAAAAUAUAAAUUCCAUCACGCACAAAUUUCUUGUAGCCGGGCACACGCAAAAUGAAGGGGAUCACAUUCAUUCUGUAAUUGAACGGUCAAUCAGGCAGUUUAAAAAAAGAGCUCCCAUCUACGUACCAGAGCAGUAUUUAAGCUUGGUCAGGCAAGCUAAAAAGAAUGGUAAGCCGUAUAUUGUCCAUGAAAUGGGUUUUGAAGAUUUUUUUCGAUUUCAAAGAAUUGUCAAAGGACAUGGGAAUGAAGGAAAUUUUUAAAAACGAGAAUAAUGAAACAAUUCGCAUUGCUGAUGUGAGCGUUGUUAAGGUAACCAAGGCAAACCCUGGACAUCUUCUAGUUAAAACGUCGUAUGCGCAAUCGGAAUUCAUGUGCAUAGAUGUUUUGCAGCAGAAACAGCGUGGUGUCAAGCGUGUUUCUUCAAUUCCUGAACAGGGUACAUUUGGACCUUUGAAAAGGGCUUACAAGAAGAAGGUAGGAAUAAGUGAGAAAAAAAAAGAAAGGUUUGUUGGCUCUUUUUGCUAAGACUAAAAAAUCUGUCGCUGUCAUGCCUCAGUAUUAUAAGACGUUUUUUGAUAACUUAUAAUUGCUUAUAUUUAUUUUAUUUUUCAAGUGAG
Messenger RNA from Leptinotarsa decemlineata (Colorado potato beetle), 1271 nucleotides. RefSeq lists its product as uncharacterized. NCBI's taxonomy places the organism in Eukaryota, Metazoa, Arthropoda, Insecta, Coleoptera, Chrysomelidae. The record is from RefSeq and is a predicted model, not a curated record.